Molecule: messenger RNA, 1791 nt
Organism: Trematomus bernacchii (emerald rockcod)
Lineage: Eukaryota; Metazoa; Chordata; Actinopteri; Perciformes; Nototheniidae
Gene: xcr1a.1
Product: chemokine (C motif) receptor 1a, duplicate 1
Exons: 2
Coding region: 85-1095 (336 amino acids)
Biological process (GO): immune response; G protein-coupled receptor signaling pathway; chemotaxis
Cellular component (GO): membrane
Molecular function (GO): chemokine receptor activity
Source: RefSeq, a predicted model, not a curated record
UUUUUAGAUUUCUUUGGAGUGGAGAGAGGCAUCACGUCCAACAACACAUCAGUCCCGCCAAGCAAGAGGUUCCAGUGAUCAGCAAUGAAUGACUCUUUGAAUAUCAGCCAGUAUGACCAAGACUACGAGGAUGAACUGUGUGAAAAAGGCGAAGUGGUCCAGUUUGGGUCCAUGGUCAUUCCUGCGUUCUUCUCUGUUGUGAUCACACUGAGCCUCAUAGGAAACAUCCUUGUCCUUGUAAUUUUGGGGCUGUAUGAAAACCUCAAGUCUCUCACCAACGUCUUCAUCCUGAACCUGGCCAUUUCCGACCUCGUUUUCACCUUCGGUCUCCCCUUUUGGGCCAUUUACCACAUCUGGGGAUGGGUGUUUUCAGAGGCCCUCUGCAAAAUUGUGACUUUUGUCUUCUUCACUGGGUUUUACAGCAGCAUCCUCUGCCUCACCAUCAUGACCAUCUACAGGUAUUUGGCCGUGGUUCACCCUCUGUCUGACCUGAGAACACUGCAGAUCAGCACCGGGGUUUAUAUGUCUUUCCUUCUGUGGGUAAUCAGCAUCGGAGCAGCCGUGCCCUCCCUCUUCUAUAGCACCCUCAUUCCGAUCCCCCACCAAGGUGAACACUCUGUGGGCUGUGAAUAUGAAUCUACUAUUUGGAAAAGCAUUGGUUUCUCCCCAGAGAAUGUUAUCUUCUUGGUCACCUUCACAGUCAUGGCUUUCUGCUACAUUCAAAUACUGAGGAGAAUCUCAAAAUCAAGAUCCCACACGAAGAACAGAGCCGUGAAGUUGGUGUUCUGCAUCGCGGCUGUGUUCUUCCUCGGCUGGGUGCCGUACAAUGUGGCCAUCUUUCUGAGGAUCCUGUCUGACAAUAUGGUUGAACCAUUUGAGAAAUGUGAAGCAAGUAUCCAGCUGGACUAUGCCUUCUAUGUGUGCCGGCUCAUUGCUUUCUCCCACUGCUGCCUGAACCCUGUCUUUUACGCGUUUGUUGGGGUGAAAUUUAGGAGUCAUUUGAAGUCAAUGCUGCAUCGCAUGUUUAUUCGCCAAAGUUCAGCCGAAGAACAAAGUCUUCGCAUGCAGAACUUCUCACGUGGAUCAAUGUACUAGUUGCUGUUUGAGUACAUAACUUCCUUGCAUUAACUGUUGGAUUACUGAUCUAAAGAAUGACAGAUUUCAGUGUACAUUUGGUAAAAAAUCCAUGGUAAAGUGGUUCAAAUGUUGAGGUUUGUAGCAAGCGCCAAUAUUCACUUCCACUGUUUCUGUUUAUUGCUACAUAUAACCAGUUUCCUAAUGUGCUUUGUAACCUUAAUGUAUUCGUGGUGAAUUUCUCUGUUUUUUUUCGGUGGCACAUGAAAAAUAUUGUUCAUUACUGGCAAUGGAAGUGAAGCCAUUAUAGUAGACGUAUGUUCACAGAGUGCCACAUGAUUUAUUAUGAUGAUGUUGAUGAGGAGUUUUUAUGUAUUACUGUAAUUAUGGUUGACAGUGUACAUAUUAUGCAAUGUGUCAUUUCAUACAACAGCCACAGUAAACUCUGGUUUUCCAUAUAUUACAAUAAUGUAAGAUGUUUGUAAACAAUGUAUUUGAUGAUAUGUUUCUGAUAAAUGUAUUAGAUUAAUGUAGAAUAAAACUUGAUGGAUGUUAAUGUCAAACAUCUCUAACAUAUGUAGAUUUAAUCAGUUCCUCUCAGUUAAAAGGAAGCAGAAAUAUUUGCAUUUCUUUAUCUCUCCGUGCUGUAAAUAAACACAAUGAUAUUUUUUUCUUCUGACAACAUACUUUUUAAUAAAGGUUCAUAUUCUUCUUCUU